GGUAACGUCAGGGUCUCUCACUGAGUGGUCAGUCCUCAGCACCGUUCAAGUAGAGAACAGAACCACAGGAUGACUCGCGUGACGCCUUUGGGUUCACGGAGCCCGGACGUUGAGGAUACCACACAUGUGCUGGCGGAUCAAGUGGUUCCUGGGCCGGCGCGGAUAGAGGUCGAGGCGGGUGGGGGCUUUGGCAUCUCCAAGAAAGGGCUGGCCGACAUCAACAUCGACCAAAUGACAGAAACGAACGUGAAGAACCUCAAACAGUUGGGCGGCGUCGACGGGCUGGCAAAGAAGCUCCGAGUCGACACGGCGACGGGGCUCAGUCGUCAAGAGAUCGACGCCAACUUCUUUGCGCGGCGGGCGGCGUUCGGUACCAACACGUUUGUGGAGGCUCCGAGCAAGAGUUUUCUGUCCUUGUUCGUCGAUUGCUUCAAAGAUACGACGCUGAUCAUAUUGAACGUGGCGGCGGUGGCGUCGAUUGCAACCGGCAUGAUCGAAAACCCUCAACAUGGCUGGGUCGAAGGGUUUACGAUUGUCGUGGCCGUCGUACUCGUGGCGUUCGUGAGCACCGUGAGCAACUACACCAAAGAGAAGCAGUUUCGCGCGUUGAACGCCAAGAACGACGAGUUCAACGUCAAGGUGCUACGCGCGGGCAACUACGACCAGGUGCCGGUAGCAGACAUCAAUGUCGGCGACAUCGUCGUGCUCGAGAGUGGCGACAAAGUUCCCGCCGACGCCGUGUUUUUACGCGGCCAGGACGUCAAGUGCAACGAGUCGAGCCUCACAGGCGAGCCGGACGAAGUGACGAAAGGAGUGACGAAGGACCCGUUUCUGCUCUCGGGGUGCCUGCUGGCGUCCGGACGGUGCGAGGUCAUUAUCACAGCGAUCGGGUCAGAUUCUAGAUGGGGACGCAUCAAGGCCAAACUCGUUCGGGAGCAUCGGGCCACGCCGCUGAUGGAAAAGCUUGACGACAUGGUCAAGAUCAUCGGCUAUGGCGGGAUGGGGUGUGCCAUCGCGACUAUGAUUGCCAUGGUAUCUAUCUACGCCACGACCUCUCCCGAAUUGCGCAAAGGCACGUGGGUGCACAAGCUCCUCGACACGUUCAUCAUUGGCGUGACGAUCGUUGUGGUGGCCAUCCCCGAAGGCCUGCCGCUCGCCGUGACCAUCUCGCUGUCGUACUCGACCAAGAAGAUGCUCAACGACCACAACCUCAUCCGUGUCUUGGCCGCGUGCGAAACCAUGGGCAACUGCACCAGCAUCUGCUCGGACAAAACGGGCACGCUCACCGAGAACCGGAUGACUGUCGUGGAGCUGUGGACCCAAGGCAAGCACUACGACGAGCCGUCGAUGCGGAACCACCCGAUCAAGUUUGACGCGCGGUACUUUGACAUGGUCGCCACGGCCGUGUGUGCCAAUUCGACAGCGCAAUUGCUCGAAAAAGGCGGGCCACAGGACAUGCCGAUUGUCCAGGGCAACAAGACCGAAGGCGCCAUGCUGUUGUGGCUGCGAAACCAAGGCGUUGUGUACAAACAGGUCCGCGACGCUGCGUUUCGGCCGCAGACGGGAGACCGCAUGUACUCGUUCUCGUCCGAGCGCAAGAGCAUGUCCACGAUUGUCCGGGUGCAUGGCGGGGGGUUCCGGUUGUACUCGAAGGGCGCGGCAGAGAUCAUCCUGAGCCGAUGCACGCACGUGCUCAAAGCCAACGGCACCGUGGGCGUCCUCAACACCGUCACCAACGACGACAUCCACGACACGAUCGUGGGCAUGGCCAAGAUGUGCCUGCGCACCAUGUGCGUGGCCUACCGCGACUUUAGCGCCGACGAACUCCCCGCGGACCUGAGCACAUUGGACAACCCCCCCGAGGGCAGCAUGGUGUGCUGCGCCAUCUUUGGCAUCAUGGACCCCCUCCGCGCUGACGUGGCCGAGAGUGUUCAGACGUGUCAGCGGGCGGGCAUCACCGUGCGGAUGGUCACGGGUGACAAUAUUCACACCGCGCGGGCGAUUGCAAAGCAGUGUGGCAUCCUCACAACCGACGGCGUGGCGUUGGAAGGGCCCGUGUUUCGAGAAAUGCCCAAGGACCAACUGCAGGCGUUGUUGCCCAAGCUUCAGGUCUUGGCGAGAUCGUCCCCAGACGAUAAGCACAUGCUCGUGACCAUGCUUCGUGCGCGGCAAGAGGUGGUGGGGGUGACUGGCGACGGCACGAACGACGCCCCCGCCCUUCGGGCAGCCGACGUCGGCUUGGCUAUGGGAAUAGCUGGCACAGACUUGGCCAAAGAAGCUGCUGAUAUUAUCAUCAUGGACGACCGGUUUGCGUCCAUCAAGCAGAGUGUUUUAUGGGGGCGGUGUGUGUACGACAAUAUUCGGAAAUUUGUGCAAUUUCAGCUCACGGUCAACGUGGUCGCGCUGUCUCUGACGUUUCUCGGCGCACUCGCGGGCUUCGACCCGCCUUUGAAUGCCGUCAUGAUGCUGUGGGUCAACUUGAUCAUGGACACGAUGGGGGCCCUCGCCCUCGGGACCGAAGUGCCCAAGCCCGAGCUGCUGCUGCGACGGCCGUACAAAAAGGACGCGUCGCUCGUGAGCCGUAUCAUGGUCAAGCACAUUAUCAUCCAGUCCACCUUCCAGCUGACGACGCUGUUGAUGUUGCUGUUUCUGGGCCCGGGCUGGCUCGACGUCCCGAACGGCAACGCGUGCAUAAGCACAACGUACGCUUGGAUAGAUGACAUUGCCAACGUCGCCGCCCCGGAGCCGUGCGUUUUGCUGCAAAAUCACUCGACGUGCUGGUCGCUCAACUGCUCGGCGUACGUGCCGCUGUACCCGACAUUCAAUCAGUCGCAUGCGAUGCCUCCGAACGUCCCACUUGCGUGCUUAAAGUCGCCGCGGUGCGACGUGUACGACUACCGGCAUUUUACGUUUCUUUUCAAUGUGUUUGUGUUUGCCCAAGUGUUCAAUGAAAUCAACGCCCGCAGCGUCACCAACGACUGGCGUGUCCUCCACGGGUUCUUCUCCAACACGAUGUUCUUAUUUAUCUUGGCCAUGACGGUGGUGUUCCAAGUCGUGAUUGUCGAGUUUGGGGGCGACUUUACCAAAACUUCGUCGCUCGACGGCACGUUGUGGGCGUAUAGCGUUGCCAUCGGCGUCAUCACGCUGCCCCUCGGUGUGGUUAUGCGGUUUGUGCCUGUCCAAGAAGACCCCGACUCGUUUGCAAACCCGAAUGGCCUCGUUAUUCCCAAGCAGCCGAGUCUCGCACUGUAG
Aphanomyces astaci is the source of this 3252-nucleotide messenger RNA. Its product is annotated as calcium-translocating P-type ATPase, PMCA-type. The record is from RefSeq and is a predicted model, not a curated record. Gene Ontology annotation, molecular function: P-type calcium transporter activity; ATP binding; ATP hydrolysis activity. Bases 70 to 3252 code for a protein of 1060 amino acids. Gene Ontology annotation, biological process: calcium ion transmembrane transport. Gene Ontology annotation, cellular component: membrane; intracellular membrane-bounded organelle. Lineage: Eukaryota; Oomycota; Saprolegniomycetes; Saprolegniales; Verrucalvaceae. The transcript is spliced from 6 exons.